UUUUAUUUUAUUUUUCAUAUAUUUCUCAUCCCUUCAUCCUUGCUUUGCUUUCUUUUUUACUUAUCCCAACUACCAUAACUCAUUUAAUAUUCUAAAGAAAUAUGCAUCUUAAAGCCCUUAUCAUCUCUGCUGCCAUUGCCUCUGUUGCAUGUGCUGAUUCCAUUAGCUUCUCUGUCAAGAGAAAGUGGAACAAGAGAGGCGACUCUAUCCACACCCAAUCCUUGCUCUCUGAUAAUGGUUUGUUUGCCGGUACUCUAGAGAUCGGAACCCCUCCCAAGGAAUUCACGGUCUUGUUUGACUACAGUUCGCCACUCACCUGGGUCCCUUCCUCAAAGUGUCACAGCACCGAAUGUACCUCUUACGACCGCCCGGUUUACGAUCCCAGCUCAUCUAGCAGCUCACUAGACCUCCACCAGAAACACUCUGUAAAAUACAAUGAUGGAAAAUGCGUAGAUAUUGAGCUGUACCAGGAUACUCUCGCCAUUGCUGGUGUCCCUUUCAAAGAUUUCGACAUUGGGUCUGCCUACAGUGUCUCGAACAUUGGAACUGACAUCUACAGUGGUUACAUCGGCCUUGGUGGUUACAAUGAUGACGGAGGAAUUGACUGGAAUACCUUUGGAAAGCCACAAUCCGAUGCUCCUUCCGCCUAUAACCAAACCCAAUCUUCUCUCAAGAAACGUCUUAAUGGCUUUGCUUCUAAUAUUCCAAACGGCCGAGUUGUGAAAAGAAGCAGUGGAUCCAAAAAGAGAUGGAAUGAUGACUACGCCCUGUUUAUUUUUGGUGGCAUCAAACAAAAUCUGUAUACCGGCAAGAUGGUAUUUUUGGAUCUCCCGACCUGCGAUUUCGGUGAUUCUCGUUACUGGAAGUUGGAAGUCAGUUGCCUUAAGAUUGGAAACACAUUCGACCUCAAGUUCAAGCCCAAGACUCUAGCAAAGAUCGAUUCCAGUAGUCUCUUUAUUAGUGGUCCUUCAUCUGAUGUCGCUGCCCUCCAUGCUGCGUUGGGUGCUGAGUACCAGGAAUCCAGCGGUGCAUACACCAUUGACUGCGCUACCGUAUCUAGUCUCUCUGGCCUGACCUUCAGCUUUGACGGGGCUGACAUCACAGUACCUCUGGACUCAUGGACACAUAAAUCCCAGGACGGUGUCUGCUCAACCCUCAUUCGUUCCAACCAAGGUGGUGCCGACUGGGGACUUGGCGAGGCAUUCCUCAGCAACUUCUAUGCAAACUUUGACUAUCAAAAGAGACAGGUCGGUCUGGCAAUUCCUGACAUCAGCCCCAAUUCUGCAACCAUUGUCGAGACCAAGAAGAGCUCUUAAAAAAUAUAUAUAUUAUUAUUACUACUUCUUUUCUUCAAAUCCCUAAAAUAACACCCACACCUACACAAACUACACCAGCACACCAAUACUGCCCUGCACUCUUUUAUAUAUAUAUAUAAUACAUAUAUACUCUCUUUUGUUUUUUGUUUAAUCAAUACAAUACAAUACAAUACAUUUUCUGCUUUUCCUUUUUCUAUUUUUUUAUACACAUAUAAGAUGUACACUAAAUCAAGUGUUGUCAUGGUUAUUUUUGAAGAAAGUGUAUUGUAUCUACCAACCCCCCCUUUUUUUUUGUUCAUCUAUUUUAAACACAUAUAUAAAUUUAUAUACGAAUAAAUAAAAAUAAUUAUACUCUCACAAGGGUGGGACAACUCCA
Messenger RNA from Phycomyces blakesleeanus NRRL 1555(-), 1692 nucleotides. Its product is annotated as secreted aspartyl protease. Gene Ontology annotation, molecular function: aspartic-type endopeptidase activity. The transcript has 8 exons. The record is from RefSeq and is a predicted model, not a curated record. Bases 102 to 1316 code for a protein of 404 amino acids. Lineage: Eukaryota; Fungi; Mucoromycota; Mucoromycetes; Mucorales; Phycomycetaceae. Gene Ontology annotation, biological process: proteolysis.